AUGGCUCUCGUUUUCUUAAAAAGAUCAUCCAAUGUAACAAUCGGUGGAUCGACUUUCUCCGGUGGUGGUGGUGCACGGUUUCUGGCUGGUGGUGGGUUCGACAGUGGCGGUGGAGGUGGGAGGGAAGGUGGAGGAGGAAGCUGUUGUUUCAGUCUGGGAGAGGGCUGUGGUGGUUACAAGGUGGCGGUAGGUGGAGGUAUUGUGGCGGUAGGUGGAGGUAGAGUGGUGGUGGCUGGAGUUACUGGCGAUGGUGGAGGUGGGUCAACCCGAUUCUUAACUUCUUGUGGGUCCAUAAAAUCGGCCAUCAGAAGACGUCCCCCCUCAUUUGGGGGUGGAUGUGGCGAUGGCAGCACCCGGGUGGUGAAUGGUGGGGCAGCGGUUUGUGGGGAUUUAGAGAUGGUGGUUGUGAUGGUGUUGAGUGGGUGGUGGAUGGUGGGGCAAGGUGGUGUGGGGUGGAUGGUGGUUUGGGGUGGUGGUGGUGGUACGGGUGUGAGGGAUAUGGUGGCAGGUUGUUGA
Molecule: messenger RNA, 516 nt
Organism: Helianthus annuus (common sunflower)
Lineage: Eukaryota; Viridiplantae; Streptophyta; Magnoliopsida; Asterales; Asteraceae
Product: loricrin-like
Exons: 2
Coding region: 1-516 (171 amino acids)
Source: RefSeq, a predicted model, not a curated record